Ophidiomyces ophidiicola is the source of this 999-nucleotide messenger RNA. RefSeq names its product Chitin synthase, class 7 (gene CHS7). Gene Ontology annotation, cellular component: endoplasmic reticulum membrane. Bases 1 to 999 code for a protein of 332 amino acids. NCBI's taxonomy places the organism in Eukaryota, Fungi, Ascomycota, Eurotiomycetes, Onygenales, Onygenaceae. Gene Ontology annotation, biological process: protein folding. The record is from RefSeq and is a predicted model, not a curated record. The transcript is spliced from 3 exons.
AUGGGGUUCGGCCAAUUUGACUCGCUGUGCCGGAAGGCGGCGAUUCCUCUGUGCUCCCUGGUCGGCCAGACGUCGUCGCUUUCUGGAACCAGGGGCAUUUUGCCGAACUGUUACGCAAGGAAUAUUGAAGUCGCCAACACCAUUAUUUUUCAAGGAGCCACCGAUGUGAUACAUAUUUUAGCCCUUGGUAUGACCGUCGUUAUGAUCAUACAUGUGCGAUCGAAAUUUACAGCUGUCGGACGCAAGGAAGUUAUUACUUUUUUCUAUCUUUACAUGGCACUAACGAUGUGCUCUCUCGUUCUGGACUCUGGCGUGACACCACCGGGGAGCAGCGUUUUCCCCUAUUUCGCGGCUGUACAGAAUGGCCUCACCUCCGCUCUUUGCACUUGCUUACUGAUAAAUGGGUUUGUGGGCUUUCAACUCUACGAAGAUGGCACCACACUUUCCGUGUGGCUUUUACGGGUCGCUUCGCUCGGCAUGUUCAUUAUUUCCGGCGCCGUGUCUCUCCUUACUUUUAAGUCCUGGGGCGGACUUUCGCCGUCGAAUACUAUCGGACUCUUUGUUGUUGUUUACAUACUAAAUGCCAUAUGCCUGUUUGUGUAUGUGGUUAUGCAAAUUAUCCUGGUUGUGAAUACUCUUCAGGACCGCUGGCCACUUUGGCACAUUGGCUUUGGUGUGUUCUUUUUCGCCAUUGGACAAGUUAUCCUGUAUUCCUUUAGCGACCUCAUUUGCGAAGGUGUUCAGCAUUACCUUGAUGGCCUGUUUUUUGUCACGUUUUGCAACCUCCUUGCCGUCAUGAUGAUCUAUAAGUAUUGGGACUCGAUAACAAAAGAGGAUCUCGAGUUCUCGGUUGGCUUAAAGCAGAAUAACUGGGAGGUUAAAGAGCUACUUCCUGAAGAAGACCGCAGAGCCACAGUAUAUCAUGACACCAAUUCAGAAUAUGCUAGUAGCGUGUAUCACCAUCGCACGUCAACAUAUGGUGGACAAUCUUCCUAUUAA